AUGCGGGCCCUUGUGCUUAAUGCCGAAACUCGAACCGCGGAACUCCAGUACGUCUCCCUACCAGUGCAAGCACCAAACGAACUUUUGGUUAAGGUUGAGGCCAUCUCACUCAACCCUAUAGACCCACUCUACGUCCUGCAUCCAUUGGCAAGCUCCGGUCGAAAAAUUGGAAGCGACUUUGCCGGCUUAGUCGUCGAUGUGGGAGCGUCAGUCCCGAACUCUGCUCACUUUAAGAAAGGUGUCCGUAUUGCUGGAUUCUUGCAAGGUGCUUGUAGCGUUAAUGAGCGGGCCGGCGCCUUUUCGGAGUUCCUGACUGUCCCAUGGGAUCUCGUUUGGAUAAUACCGAACGGCGUCUCAACAAAUGAGGCUGCGAGUGUGAGCCUUGUGGCUCUGACUGCCGCACAAGCGAUCUGGUACCGUCUUCAACUAAAAGCGCCGUUUCAUUAUGAACCAAAACUAGCCCUCGAGGAGCACCCAGAAUGGAACCAAGGCAACGCAUUCAAUGAACAGGACCCCAAAGUUGUCAACUUCUUCAUCUAUGGGGCUUCCACUUCAGUCGGCUUGUACGCUGCUCAAAUGGUACGACUAACUGCGAAAGCAAGCGGGAUGACGAUCAGACUAUUUGGUGCUGCAAGCAAAGCUCGAUGGGAAAUGUUGAGAGCACAACCGUACGCAUACGAUUAUCUCGUAGACUAUCGCGACACCAAUUGGUCGGAGCAAGUCAAGAAGCUAGCUGACGAUUCUGAAAUUCACUACGCUUAUGACUGCAUCGCUGAAGGCGACACAGUACAGCGCAUUGCCUCGACCCUCACACGGGGUGGGAAGAGCGCUAUCGUAAGGUCUCGAGAAGGCGGAACCUGGAAAGCGGAUGAUCUCUCUGUUGAGCCAAUAUACGGCGCGGUAUGGGAAGGUCUCGGAGAAGAAGUUCAAUAUCAAGGCUUCACUGUGAAACAGUCGCCUGCCGCCCGCGGCUUUUCAGUGGCGUUUUAUGAGUGGCUCAGCGUGGCCAUGGGUUUGGAGCUAAAACCGACCCCGGUUCGAUUGAUGCCCGGUGGAUUGGAAAAAGUAGUGGAGGAUGGUUUCCAGUUGCUUGGUGCGGGUGGUAUGAAAGAUAGAAAAGCCAAGCGGCCAGAGGAGUGGAUGCGGCCAGUUAGCGCUGAGAAGCUUGUGUACAGGGUCUAA
Molecule: messenger RNA, 1182 nt
Organism: Cucurbitaria berberidis CBS 394.84
Lineage: Eukaryota; Fungi; Ascomycota; Dothideomycetes; Pleosporales; Cucurbitariaceae
Product: GroES-like protein
Exons: 1
Coding region: 1-1182 (393 amino acids)
Molecular function (GO): oxidoreductase activity, acting on NAD(P)H
Source: RefSeq, a predicted model, not a curated record